AUGGGCGCAGCCCCCAGCUGCUGUUCUGAUUCCGGCGAUGUGCCGCCCAUCGAAGUGGUAGAAGGAGAGCCGUCGGCUGUUAACCUUGGCGAUGCAGGCAACGCAGGCAAUGCCGGCAAGGCAGGCUGUCAGCUGCAAUGGACGGCUGAGCCGCCGAUUGACGAACACGGACCCGAGCAUGAGCCAUCUCGCCAUCUGAGACUGGAUUCGGAACUGCUCCGAGGGAUUCCUCUAAACUCGUCUCUACAAGGUUUCGGAAGGCUCUGGCGAAAGUCACCGAUAGAUCUGCCAGAGGCCGCUCGUGGGGCCUUGUGGGAGAAGUCUGUGGGUGUGGAGAAGUUGGACAUCUUCCUGAGCCACACGUGGCACACCCCGGGAUCGCAAAAGAUCCGGGCCCUGAUGGUGCAGUCUGGCUGCCACUGCUUCGUCCUCGGCUGGCUCCUGGGUAGCGCAGUUGCCGUGCUUUUGGAGCUCUUUGCAUUUCCGAGGCACCGAAACUUGUCAGCAAGGCUUGGUGGAUUUGUGGGCUCUCUCCUCGGAUUCCUGGCCUCGCCCUACCUGCCACAGCCUUGCGGCCGCGAGAUGUGCUUUCUAGAUGUGGUCUGCAUUCACCAGGCGGAUCCUGAGCUCAUGCAGCGUGGGAUCUACGGCCUAGGUGGAUUCUUGAAAGCCAGCUCCGAAAUGCGAAUCCUUUGGAGUCCGCCGUACCUGUCGAGGCUCUGGUGCAUCUUCGAACUCGCCGCAUUCCGAAAGGCGAAUCCGUCAGGGCGCAUUGUUCUGAAGCCUCUGUAUUUGGAGGUUGGCCUGCUCUACGCGAUCCUUGCGAAUUAUGUGGUCCCCCUGGUUCAUGAGAUGCACAUCUGGCUCUCAGGGGACACUGGGUCCUGGCGGCAAUGGAUGGCGCUGCUGAUUCUUCCUUUUGUCCCGCUCGUGCACAAGCUGCGCCGACUGUUCCACCAAAAGCGCCAGCUCAUCGAGAAUAUGAAAAGCUUUGAAUUGGCAAACGUGAGCUGUCGCGUCACAAGUGACAGAGACUUCAUAUAUGCCGGCAUCCGUGAAUGGUAUGGCAGUGAGGAGGCAUUCGAGCAAUAUGUAAGAGGCCCACUGUACGACGAGCUCGUCUUUCCAUUUCGGAAAUCGGAAUUUCCAGCUGUGUAUUGGCUGAUGCUUAUGACACCCGUGCUUUCCGCCGAAGUGGAUCAUUGGUUAACUAGCUUAGAAGCCUCGCCAGGCUUGGAUCCGUACAUUAGCUUCCUUGCGCAUGUCGUUGCAGCUUCUCUCCUGAGCAUGAACCUCUUGAGUUUGGGCGUAUUGCUAUGUGAUGUUUUUGCACGCCCUGCAGCCGGAAUCUGGGACUACGGAAAGACCCUCUUGAUUUGGUUGGUGAUCGGCUUUGGACUCUAUGGCAAUCUGCAGACAGAGUUCAUCCUGAGGGAGAGCCACGAGGUGGCCCUGAGUGUUUGUGCUGCUCAAGCAGUCGCCUGCUUCCUUCUCAGGUAUGUGGUGCCCAAAUGGACCACUUGA
Messenger RNA from Symbiodinium natans, 1524 nucleotides. Lineage: Eukaryota; Dinophyceae; Suessiales; Symbiodiniaceae. The record is from the annotation of a GenBank genome assembly.